AUUUCAUUUUUUAGUAUAAUGCUAGGAAAUUCGAAUGGACGGUGUCGUAUUCCCCGUCAUCAAAAAAUAAAAAAGACAAAAAACAAAAACAAAAAAAAAAAAAAGAAAAAGAAAAAAAAGAAGAGGGCUUUUGAUUAUUCUCGUCAGUACUACUACUGAAACACACUUAUUCUCUCUCUCUUUUUAUCGGGUGCGUGGACUUAGUUGGCUCUGCUUUGCUCUCUGCUUCUUUCCUUCAUCACUCCUCGAUCGCCUUCUUAUCUUUUUCUUUCAGGUAUUUCCUUUAUUUUUCUUUUUAUUUUCCCCCAAAUAUUCCUUGCAUAGAUUUUUUUAACUUUUUUUGAUUAUGAUAAAACUAUGAAAGUGCUUUCAUGAAUUCAUGUUCGCGUGAACGAUUGGUUUUGAAUUUCCUUUUUUGGUUUUUUUUGUUUUUGUUUUUUGGGUCAUUUCUUUUUAUUAGCUUUAGUUGUAGAUGGAAUUUUUACUUAAUUUAACUAGCUGAGAUGAUUUUUUAUUUUUUAUUUUUUUGUUUGCGGAAAAAGAUUCAAUAUGUCUCGCUUCAAACCGUGAAGGAUUUUGAACUCGUUGCUAGUUGAAGUUAUUUUCUGCUAAAUUUUGCUUUGAUCUUAUGAAUUGUUCUUAUUUUGUUGUGCCGUUGACUCUUUGUACUGCCAAAGUAGGUUAGCGCGAUCUCUAAAUUGUAGGCAUGCUAGUCCUUGACUUGGAAACUUUAUGGUAAAUGGAAGAUAAAUCUUAUGUAAUUGUUUUAAAACAUUGGGAAACUGUCAAUGAUCACUCGUGAUCCGUUGUUAAAGCAUCGCGAAAUUUUUGAGUGGAUAAAAAUGUACUCCUCAUUCACCCCGAGAAAAAUAGUCAAAUUUAUUGAGUUAAAAUGGUACAAAAAUGUAAAUUAUUUUUCUUGGAUAUAGGGAGCAUUAAGAAGCAGAUUUUUUUAUAUGAAUUGCUUGAAUAUUGGGGGCAAUAGGGUAAUUGUUUAAUAUUGGACUGAUUCAGAGCUUGCUUUUGGGUGGAAAAGCACGUUAUGGCUUUAAGCUUGUUUGUUAUGUGUCAGCAGUUUUGCAUUUUUCUGGAAUUUGGCUCAUUAUCAUGAAAACCGCAAAGGGCAAGGGGCCAGCGAGAAAGGACACUAAGGAAGCGUUGAAGCCCGUUGAUGACAGGUUCCAAAUUUAUCUGUUUUCGCUAUUUUUACUAACUACGUGCUUUUGAAUUCACAGGUUUUGUGAAGACAUCUCAUGCAUGUUUGCUGUGGUAUUGCGGUGCUGUCUUGAAGAAUGCUAUGUUUAAUGGUUCAUGUGUUCAUCUUUAUUCUUUGCAGGAAGCUUGGAAAGAGAAAGGCAGAUCAAAGUAGUCAAAGAAGGGCUGCAGGGAAGCAGAAAAAGGGGCAGAAAGACCCCAAUAAGCCGAAAAGACCCCCAAGUGCCUUCUUUGUCUUCCUUGAGGAGUUCAGACAGACAUUUAAAAAGGAAAAUCCUAAUGUGAAGGCUGUCUCAGCUGUUGGAAAAGCUGGAGGACAGAAAUGGAAAUCCAUGAGUCAAGCAGAAAAAGCACCAUAUGAAGCUAAAGCUGCAAAGAGGAAGGCUGAGUACGAGAAGCUUAUAAACGCCUACAACAAGAAGCAGGAUAACUCAGCUGAUGAUGAAUCAGAGAAAUCAAACUCUGAAAUUCAUGAUGACGAAGAGGGAGGUGGAGAGGUAGAUAUACAUAAAUCUCUUUGAUACUUUUUAUUUUAAUUUUAAUUUUUUUUUGGUUUUCAAGAUGCAGUUGAAACUUUUCAACUAGCUUGUUUUCUGUUUCUUUAAUUUCAUAUGGAAAUAUUGAAUUAUUGGUUAUGAUCUCCCAUUUUCCCCCUUUGAACAGAGGUCAAAAGGAGAUUUUUCUUGGAAAUAUUUUAUGCUGGUGGCAAGGCAUCCGUAGUCGGAUGCUUCCUUUUAAUCAUGUGCUUCUGCAAAGAACAUUUUGUUAUGACUGCUUGUUGUGUGUUUUCCACCUGUCUGAUCCAGUUUCUUUACAGCAGGAGGAAGAAGAGGAUGACGAGGAGGACGAUGAUCUCUGAGUCAGGCUGCAGGGGUCCAAUGGGAAGACACUGUUUGUUCCUAACCCGCCUAUUCUAAUGGCAGUCGACCUUUCCAACUGCAAGGAAAUGUGAUAGCGCGGAAUGUUGUACAUGCGUGUAUGAUGGAUUUAUUUGCAUCUUUUAUCUAGUACAUAAGUAUCAUGUAGUAAUGAUCACUUGUGUUCUUGCGAAGGAAAAUUUUAUCUUUAUGGGUCUUUUCUAUUUCUUCAUUUUACUUUUUCUGGCACCUGAAGCUUGUUAUGUGGGUAGAAGCAUCCAGUCUUGUUCAAAUUUGUGUCAGCACAAAAAUUCUGCCAAGGACUCGGAAUAGCAAAGCAACAUGAUAGCAGUCGUGUUUCUUUAAAACAGGAAGAUCGUGUUCAGAUUCUAUUCCAAAAGGCUAGGUAUGAUAAACUACUAUUAGAACAUCCCCUUUGUUUUUCUUAAUCCACAAUGCACAAAAGCCCCUGUUGACAGGCAUUAGCAUAAAAGGCAAUGGCUUAAAAUUGACUUUCAUGCUCUCUUCACCUUUAGAGAGUUGAUUACAAUGCAGGUGUCGUCCUAACUGGCUAAUAACCCAACCGUAUUUACAAUUAUAAAUAUUUGGAGUGUGACAAACAAAUAAGUGAGACAAUAUUUACAGCUACAAUUUUCGUUCAACUAAAAACUAAUUUUCUGAGCCAAAGAACCCAUUCCUUCAUCUGAAACGAGGAUCAUAAGAAACCAGCACGGUAUCGGGAACUAACAGUGGUAAUUUCUCAAUGUACAUGAAAAGUCUCUUCAAGUUCUCUUUGGCAAUUGCUGACAGAUCUAAGAUUUCAUAGCUGCCGGGGUAGAUCCAAAGGUCACCAGAGUUCACUCGUUUCAGACUAUCCCGACAGAAGGGGCAUGAUUGAGACCGCGAUCGCCUAAAAGAGCGCCAUUAUUUUGAAACCAAAAAUGAAAACAAAAUUACUAGAAAUCACCAAAUGAAAAAGGCCAAAGCAAACAUCUGCCAGCUAGGAAAAACAAGGUACCACCAGUAAAUGAAGUAUACAAGAAGAUGCAAAUUCAUUUGUUUAGUACAUUAGUUAGUCCUGGUAAAACCAGCCCAAAUACCAGAGCAUAUCAGAAGAAAAAGCAAAAAAUGUUGUCACGUGAUCUGCUUACCAGCUUCUAUAACAUUCCAUGCACAUAGAGUGGCUGCAACUGGGUAAAACAACCUUAGUAUCCAAUUCCAUGCAAAUUCCACAUUCCUCCUCCCUCUCGAUUUCGAUUUCAGACAACUUUUUCCCCUUGUCCAUCUCAUCUUUUCUCUGAUACUUCUUCUCACAGACUUCUCUUUGUUUUCUGUCCUCAAUUUCAGUGAUUCCCUUUUGAAGUUGCAACAAGGAAGGGAAUAUCACUCCUGAUCCCAUGUGAAUGUGUUUUUAUCAGAAUUUCACACUUAAAAAAGUGACAGAACAAACUACAGAGAACACGCUCACCACAAGGAAGAUUCUUAGGGAUGGCAAAUAGGUAAUUUGUGAAACUAUACAAACCUAACCCGAAACAAUAACAUAUCUAUAGCAAUGGACAAGACAUGAUCAGCUUAAUUCACAUACAACAUAAAAGGGCACGAAAAUUGAGCCUAAUAAAAACGUGUUAAACUAAGUAUAUUAAAAGCAAUACUGACAUCUGGGAUAACAAUUUCCAACUUCCACCAAAAAACACGAACACUACCCAAUCACCAGAUUAAACAAUCAAGCAGCCAUCAAGAGAAAAUAUCAAAAUUCAGCAAAAGAAAGAGCUUUUCAGACUUGAGGACAUCGCCUUACCGUAAAACUCCUUCAAACUAGCCUUUCUCUCAUGAACAGACAUGGUAGUCCUACCAUCUUCGUAUGCCUGGCAUCAGCCAUCCUCAUUUCAGCAAUAAUUGAUUCCCAUGACCAGGGCAAGGAACAUAAAAAAGGAGGCAAACCAACAAUAGUGCAGAAACUGAAAUACCUUGUAAAUAAGGAUCCUCAGUAAUCCGAGAACUCCAGCAAGGUGACAAUCGGUCCACUGAACAAGAAAGAGAAGAAUGUGGGCACAGGGACUGUAUGACAGCCUCAUCUGGAGGCAUGCCCCAUCAUACUCCCUGGGAUAAUCAGAAGCCCUGUUUUUUUAGCACAAAACAAUUCAGCACUAGCAUCAAUAAUUUCAUCAUUCAUAAUUCCGUCAGCAAUAUGGUAAAUAAUCUUUAGAUACAAACUAAACUGAUCACCAAAGUCAAUUCAAAAUUGUAAGAUGAAUUGAAGAAAAAAGAGGAAGCUGAAACUAGUGGUUCUACAGUAUAAUAAUAAUAAUGAUAAUUGUUGUGGUCCAGUCAAGAGUCUCCCAGAUCCAGCCAGUUUAUAUCCACUUAUUAUCCGCACUUUUUCUAAUCCCUGACAGGAAUAGUAUUAGCAGGCCCUAAAGAAUCAAUCAGAUAUUCUUCUCAAACAAAGGCCAGGCCAAAACUGAAAGGACAGAGAACAGUUGCAGUAGUAUCCAGGGAAUCAAUCUUCAAGGCUCAAACACACAACUCAAGAACUAAUUCAGUAACCAUUCCAGCUUACAGACCUUGUAAUUACCAUAUUGAAAACAGCAUAUAAAAACGGAACUGGGAAAAACAGUCUUCAAAACUCGAAGAAAGCAAAAGAGAUUCGACGAACUCAAAACGUAGAGGAAAAACAAGCAAACAAAAUCAACAAAAGGGGAAGACAGUUCCAGGAACAGUACUGAAGGAGAGAAACAUACAGGGUGUUGGCAUGUUGGAUGUCAGCUUCAAGAGCUUUGAGCGAAUCCUUGAAAGAUUUCUUCAUCACUACCACCAGAAGCAACAAUAAGGCUACUAAUACUACUAAGCGUUUCCUCAAUUCCCAUCCAACUUGCACAAAUCCCUAUAAAAAAUUCAGCAAGAAUCCCGUCUAAAGUUCUUGGUUUCUUACACUACAAAUCAAUUGGAAAGCUAAAUUGAUCAAUCUAUAACCCAAAAACACAAUCCCACACCCAAAAAAGAGAGAGUUUUUCAACAACCCAACCUUAUUCUUUGUCACCUAAGAGUGAAAAAAAAUCCCCCAAAAGAAUGACCCUAUAAAUUUAAAAAACUGGGAUUCCUCGGACACAAUGAAAAUUUAUUGGGAUUCGAUUAUGGGAAUUGGGAUUAGGCAAAUCCCCACAACUAACUGAAUGCGGAAGCUGUUGGGGGGAAUUAACAAGAGGAAAGUGGAGGGAAUUUCAACAGAAAUUGCAGGGUAAGGAAAACAUGGGGAAUCGAACCCGAAACUGAUGAAAUUUGUUGGCUGUUAGUACUUAGCAGUAGUAGUGGUGGUAAUGGUGGCAGUAGAAUAGUGAGUGAUGGGAGGAGAAAGUUGAAUUAAUUGUGAAUUCGAAGGAAGGAAAAAAAAAAAAAAAAGUUUUAUUGGCUUCAAUCACACGUUUAUUAGGAUUGGGGGGGUUCCUUGUUAGCACCUUCGAAUUCGAUUUCUUCUGAUGGUUUCUACUACUAAUCCAUCUGUUGCUUCUCCUUAAUUGCUGUGAUGUUAUCCUCUUCUUUCCCUCUUUUGUUUGUUUUAUUUGUUGUUGUUGUUGCAGAGAUUUCUGAUUGAUUGGCAAUAAUGUCUUUUUGAGUAUAUUUGUUUUCGG
This is a messenger RNA of Oldenlandia corymbosa var. corymbosa, 5701 nucleotides long. The record is from the annotation of a GenBank genome assembly. Lineage: Eukaryota; Viridiplantae; Streptophyta; Magnoliopsida; Gentianales; Rubiaceae.